AUGCGUCCUGAAAUUUUCUCUUUAUCACUUUAUACAUGCUUCCUUUUCUCUCUUUUACAUUAUAUUCCUCUCUCUUUCUGUAGACAUGACACGCUUAUCUCUCCUUUUAUUUACGUUUAUCUUUCAUUAGUUUCUCUCGUGUUCAUUGAAAGUCAUCAUUCAUUUUCACUCUCUCUCUCUCUCUCUGUCUCUCUCUCUCCCUCUAUUCUUUUUUCUUCCUCUUUCCGCUCUCUUUCUUUAAACAAUUAUCUCGCUUUCUCUCUCCAUCAUACUCGCUCUCAUACUAUCUAUGUAUCUAUCUAUCUAUCUUUUUUCCUCUGUCUGUCUGUCUGUAUGUCCGUCUCCCCCCCUCUCUCUUUCUCUCUUUCUCUCUCUCAGCUCUUCUUUUCAAAUAACUCUUCAGAUCAUAUUACAUUAUCACUUUUUUCUUUCUUUUUUUCCUUUCUUUCUUUUUUCUUUCUUUCUUUUUUCUUUCUUUUUUUCCUUUCUUUCUUUUUUCUUUCUUUCUUUUUUCUUUCUUUCUUUUUUCUUUCUUUAUUGCGUGUGAAUGCAACCUGUUCUUAA
Molecule: messenger RNA, 564 nt
Organism: Acanthosepion pharaonis
Lineage: Eukaryota; Metazoa; Mollusca; Cephalopoda; Sepiida; Sepiidae
Source: the annotation of a GenBank genome assembly